Messenger RNA from Gekko japonicus, 1990 nucleotides. It is a transcript of the gene CWF19L1, whose product is annotated as CWF19-like 1, cell cycle control (S. pombe). The annotation marks the transcript as partial. Gene Ontology annotation, biological process: mRNA splicing, via spliceosome. Gene Ontology annotation, cellular component: post-mRNA release spliceosomal complex. NCBI's taxonomy places the organism in Eukaryota, Metazoa, Chordata, Lepidosauria, Squamata, Gekkonidae. The transcript has 12 exons. Gene Ontology annotation, molecular function: RNA lariat debranching enzyme activator activity. The record is from RefSeq and is a predicted model, not a curated record.
CUCUUGUGUGUGGGAGAUUUCUUUGGCUCUGCUCAAGAUCCAGAAUGGGAAGACUAUCAAACGGGAACAAAAAAAGCUCCUAUUCAGACAUAUAUCUUGGGUGCCAACACUGAAGAAGCCGUUCGUCGCUUUCCAGAUGUCAGUGGAUGUGAGCUAGCUGAGAACAUCACUUAUCUGGGGCGCAAAGGUGUCUUCAGUGGAGCCUCUGGACUUCAGAUUGCAUACCUCAGUGGCGUUGAGUCCUUGCAGGAGCCGGCCCCAGCACACUGCUUCAGCUCCAAGGAUGUGGCUGACCUCAGAACAUCACUGCUGUCCACUCCGAAGUUCAAAGGCAUUGAUAUCUUGCUGACCUCCUGUUGGCCCAGAGGGGUAGAGAAAUUUGGAAACAGUCCUGGCAACGUGGACACUAAGAAAUGUGGUUCGGGGCUUGUGUCUGUGCUUGCUGGCAGUCUAAAGCCAAGAUACCAUUUCAGUGGUUUACAGAAGAUCUAUUAUGAAAGACUUCCUUAUAGGAACCAUGCUGUUCUUCAGGAGUCUGCACAGCAUGUGAGCAGGUUCAUAGCCCUGGCGAAUGUUGGCAAUGCAGACAAGAGAAAGUACCUCUAUGCAUUCAGCAUCCUUCCAAUGAGUUCCAUGGAUCCCGCAGAACUAGUCAGACAGCCGCAGGAUGUCACUGAGAACCCCUACCGAGGGCCUGGAGGAUGGGAUCGCGGUGCCCAGCAGCUGCCAGGAGCAGAGGAAGAACCCGCCUGCCAGUUUUUCUUUGAUCUAAGCCCCAAGCCCAAAGGACAGAAGCGGCCUUCUGAAGGUCGAGCCGGGCGGCAGCCCCAGACCAAGCGGCCCCCUGGCAAGCCCCCCCUGCCGACAGCCGCUUGCUGGUUCUGUCUUGCCAGCCCAGAGGUGGAGAAGCACUUGGUGGUGAGCAUCGGGGCCCACUGCUACCUCGCCCUUGCCAAGGGGGGCCUCUCUCCUGACCAUGUCCUGGUUUUGCCCAUCGGGCACUGUCAGUCAAUGGUUGAACUCGCUUCGGAGGUGGUAGAAGAAGUGGAGCAGUACAAGUCGUCGCUGAAGAAGUUCUUCCGGAGCCGAGGGAAGAGAUACGUGGCCUUUGAGAGGAACUACAGGAGCCAGCACCUCCAGCUGCAGGUCGUUCCCGUGCCUCAGGACUGCUGCACUACUGAAGACAUCAAGGAGGCCUUCAUCGCCCAGGCUGAGGAGCAGCGGAUGGAGCUGCUGGAGAUCCCAGAACAUUCGGCUCUCAAGCAGAUAGUACAGCCCGGAACACCCUAUUUUUACGUGGAGCUGGAUACCGGGGAGAAGCUCUUCCACCGCAUUGGGAAACACUUUCCCCUGCAGUUUGGCAGGGAAGUUCUGGCCAGCGAGGGCAUCCUUGGCAUGCCCAGCCGGGCAGACUGGAGGAGCUGCCAGAUGGGGAGAGAGGAGGAAGCCGCCGCGGCCCAAGCCUUCCGCCAGGCCUUUGCACCCUUUGACGUCGCCCAGGAGGACUGAGCGCCUGACCAGGAGCAACCUGGCCGUGUCCUGCUCUUUCAUUCGGGUCCUCUGCAGUGGGCAGAGCUGGCUCUGCACCCAGUCCCUGAACUCUUCUUCCUGGCCUGGUCCAGCGCCUUCUUCCGCAGGCAGGCGGGCAGGCGCUGAGCUGCUGGCACAGGAGGCCCCUAGAGGUGCAAGGGAGGUGCUGGCAAGGGGGCAGGGGGAAGCCGGACCGCGACCGGGGCUCUCUCCACCAACGGCAGACGGGCGGGGUCUUUGCUGCUGCUGGACCCUGGAAGGGUCAGCAUGGCCAUGAGAGAUUCAGCCUUUCUUUGCCCCUUGACUUUGUCUGGAGCUUCUCAAAUGCUUUAUUUAUUGUGAGAUCUAAUCCGGGGUGUGGGUGUGUGUGUGUAAAUAGGCGUGGAUGGAUAAUGAAUCAUUUAUGUGGUGUAAACAGUUUUGGCAUUUUAAAUACAAGGAUUUCUAACACCCGCCUGGG